UUUCUCUAUCCCAGGUUAAUGUGGAUAGACAAUUAUAAGUCAGUCAUUUUUAGGUUGAUUUCUCUUAAAAGUGUAAACACUGUGGUUCUGUUGCACUUUCAAAACAUUGUUCUGUUCAUUUGAGCAUCCUGACCAGCCCAACAUAACAACACUGGAUUAACCAAUGGCAUGAGUUUGGGGCAGGACUAUCUGUUUUGAUGACCAAUAGAAGACUGGAGUGUUUGGCAAACCUAUUUGAAAACAAAUAUUAUUUUUGCAUUUCCAGUUGUUGCCACUAGUGGCACAGAAAAUAUACACUUCACCUUGGUCGUGUCUAGAAGGGAUCCCUCUCUUGUCAGUCUCGUGAGAUUCUUACAUGGCAUUAAUUUGAAGUCGCACCGCAACGAGGAGCACUCGUAAAAGAUUAUUUUAAAUUGUCUGUUGAUGAGCAAUUCAAGCUCUAAAAUAAAUAUUUCACAUAAAAAAAUUGAAAACUUUAGCUCUAUGUCUGCUACUUUCGGUCUUGAGAUAUUGUUGGUCACUGGAGAAGUACAUCAGUCAGCUCAGAUGUUGAGAGUCUGACUGGGUUGUCAAAUAGUAACAUAUUUGCCCCUUGUAUAAGAAGUCUUGGGUUCUAAUCCACUCAGAUGCAGCUUUAUAUUUUAAUAAACAAAGAUUGCAUCCGCACUUCAGUGGACGUAUAUUUUGAGUGGGGUCACGUUUGUUUGCAUUUUUCUUUGCGUUUGUCUUUAAUUUCUUUGUUUCCACCAGACUAUUUCAUUGCAAGUAGCUGCAUUAUGUGGCAGGUAUUUAUACUUAAUGCAAAUAGUCACUCUAUGAUGAUGAUAAUAAUAAUAAUAAAUAAUAAUAAUAAUGUUAUAUUAUUGAUAUUAUUGAAGUUUCUAAUGCUUUCCACCAUUAAUACAUAGAGAUGCGAGCAAAAAAGCGCAGGCAAAAGCAUCUUAACAGAAUGCGCAUGCGUGAGAAGUUGGUGAGAGAGGCAUACCUUCAAGACACGACCCUUCACCUUGGAUAUGUAGGUUAUCAGAGUCAACUGACUGGUUUAAAGAAUCUCACCCAUAUUCCAGCCAUCGGUUAGUGCUGAUUUUGUAUUGGUAGCUAAGCCUAGUGAAGUGAGCUCACAUUUAAAGUUGCUCACUUGAGUGAGAAAACUGUAGGAAACCACAGUUAAACUCUCAUUUAAUUUCCGUGCAUGCGUACUAGUUUGGUUUAUUUUGGUUUGCUCUGCUUUGCAUAAAAAUGGUUUUAUAUAUCUGGGAAAGUAUUCAACUUUGCCUAAUCCCUAAAUUUCUCUUAUAUUUACUGUUAAAGCAAAUUGAAGGAGCAUUUCCCAAGGCUAAAAUAACCUUUGUGCAGUGUAGCUUGCAGUCACUGAAGAAGUUGUGACAGGAAGGAAGGUUCUUGCAAAUGUACACCAUUGUAGCCCAUGAAAUAAGGCCCCCUCCCACUACUGCUUGUGCAGAUAUUUAAACAGAUUUAUGACACUCCUGGAAACAUCUCCGAAUUCUUCAUGAAAUGCGUGUGAUUGUGGGAAGGAGGUUCAAUCUCUAAUGGGAGACAAUUGUUUGAUGUUUUGUGUGUGUGUGUGUGUGUGUGUGUGUGUGUGUGUGUCAUUACUGCAUAAUAUAGUGUUUAUAACCUCUAUUUCGGUUUCAAAGUCUGAAUCUACUCAUGUGGUUUGGUGUGCAUUAAUGUGCUGCGGUGCUCUCCCUUGGUCAGUGGCAGCUUUCUCUUGCUGUUGUGGGUGGAAAAAGACAACUUGAGGCUUCCAACAGCUACAAAACGAUUGAAAUCCAUCUUCUAAGUAGUGCAAUCAGCCAAAGACACUGAUGUGCAUAACAUGCAACAUGCACUGAAUUUAUAUACAUAUUUUUGUAUAUAAUGAAUUUAUACAUAACACUCAUAUGAAUUAGGUUUGUGCAAAACUACCAGUUUUCAUUAUCAAAUUGUUGCUUGGUUGUUUUAACGAAUAGUCGACUAGUCUGUGUUAAGGAUAAUGAUGUACAGUAGACAGUAUAUAGGCUCCAAUAUGUUCACAUGACUCCAAUUAGAAGCCUUUUUAGAGGGAUAUACAAAGGUGCAGCACUUUAACAUGUUGGCUAAAACAUAUUCAACAAAUCAAUAGGCUAAAUAACUAAUAGCAUCUUUUUGCACAAAACUAUCAAAGCAAAAAAAUAAAAUAAGAAAAGUUCCAAUACAGAGCGGCACAAAACCGCUUCAUCGUAACCAGAGCGCUUCAGGACGAUCAUCACUGCGCAUUGAAAAGUGCACAUCUAGUUCACGACAUCAAGCAGUUUAAACCUUUUUUUACUGCAACUAUAAGAUAUAUCGGUCAACCAUUAAAUAAAAGGGACUUUAUUCCAUGACAAAUGGAUUGUGUGGAUCUCAUCUUUGGACACAUUACACGGAUUGUGUCUAAUGAAACUUUUACUUUCAUGCAGUGAAAGGAUCUCGGUCCUGAAGUUCUUCACCACUAUACUGCUCAAUCACAAGUGUGUGAAAUUUAAACAUUUAGCAGCCAGUGGCUAAUAACAGAAAUUUGGUCGCUUAUGCGAGUGAUUUCCUUGCAUUGUAGAGGGUUGCAAAUGGAGUAAAAGAUCGAUCUCAGAGAAACAAUAUUGAGAUCGUUUAAAUCCAAGGUGCAUCUCCACAGGGGGCUGCCAAAGCUUGUCAGGGGAAGCAUGGAGAAUGAUGAUAAAUUCACCAAGUAAAAUCAAAAGAUACAUAAAUACAAUAAAAAUGUAUUGUCAAGAUAAAUUAAAAUGAAUUUAUAGCUUAAUGGACCAUAGUUCAUCUUAAUAGACCGUAGCUUUAUGGCGUUAUAAUACUAUUAAAUGUCGUGAACGAAUGCAAACCAUGCGAGAGCGCAUCCAUGUACUGGUUGCGCGAGCGAUAAUUUCCUUCGUUCUCGCACAAAACUGAACGCACGCACUCAAAUAUAUGCUGCUCUAUGAAAUCUCCCUGCUCUGGCUCAUAGAGUGCGUGUGCACACUCAAAUGUCCUGGGCACUCGCAAAUCUAUUAUAAAGCCACAUAGCCCUUUCACUGUUCAUCCGUCACAACGUGUCCAUUGUUACGAGUUCAACGUGAUAUCGGGUCGAUGUGUCUUCAUGUGUUUGUGACAAGGGCAGUUUCACAUAGAAAUGAACAUUGGAUCAUGUGAUGCGAGUUCAUCACAAAUAUAGGCUAAAAAACAGUUAAGUAAUUCUAUUGUCAUAAGGGCAAACAUGUAUUUUUAAUAAAAGUAAUGCAGAAUACGGUUUCAUAUUAUUGAUAGAAAUAUUUAUAGCCAUUAAUCACACACUAGUGUAUGACGUAUGAUGAAGGCUUGAGUCAUAAAUACUACAUAGAUUAAAGUAUAUGUCUGGACACUCCAACCUACAAGGGCGCCAAGCAACACAAACAUUUGAAAAAGAUUGAAAUAAGAUUCAGAUCCUAACCUUAAGUAUUAAAUUUUGGUAUGCAACUCAUCCCAAAAUGUUGUGAUUUAUGAUUUUGCCUAGCAGAUGAUAAAAAACUUGAAAAUAUUCUAAAGACUUGCAUUGAAGGAGGGACUCGAGCUAUAUCUAGUUACCAGAAUAUUAUAGUGAUUUGGGUCAGUAAGAAACCUUACCAAGCCCUGGCAACAUCGUGCAAGUUUUGGAAUAUUUAAUCUAGAGAAAUAUAUAAUUUAUUCAAAAAUUGAUCUUAUAAUUUUUCAAAUUAGUUUUAGUGAAAAUAGCUUUGAUAAAGUUUUUCACGGGGUCAAGAUGAUCUUACUACAGGGCAACCAAUAAGAUCAUGGCAGACAUCUUCACUAAUGCAAGCCAGAUGUUGUCCAUGAUAGAUAGUUCCCUUCCCCCUACUGCUGUAGAAAUGUAAACAGUCCUGCCACACCCUUAGAAACACAUUGGAGAGCUCAUGGAAUUCUUGCAGUUUGGCAACGCAUGUGGUCCUGAUCAGUGUUUCUCUGCUAUAGCUCUCUAGCCUUUCAAAGAACUAAAUGUGCAUCUUUCUGUAAAUAAAAAAGAAUUAAAUAUAGCAGGCUGUCAUAACAGUUCAUGGUUGCUGUGUGGACUGUCUCACUCCGAUCUCAAGCAGUUUGGAUUUUUUUCCCCCUUAAAAUCUUUUAAAGAGUUUCUGCUGAACUUAUGCUGACAUUAUGCUGAACUCUGGAGCAAAGUGAAACACGUGAGUACAGUUACAUGUGGUUUUAAAACGGCUGUCUUGUUUUUCUGUAUGGCAUAGCAAGUUUUUUUUUUUUUCUGGGUGUUGCAUCUUUGUAAGAAUUAUCUUUGCACAUUGAAAUUUUUCACAAAUUUGUUAACAUUAUUUAGAUGUGUAUGAAAUCUAUGUACACUACCAUUUGACCGCAGUUAUGUUUCUCAUUAUCUAACAUUUUGAUCUAAAGUUUUAUGCUAUUAUGCUUGAAAGUAGUUUUAUUGACAAUUGUACAGUACAUUUUACAAUUAAUCUCUUUCACAAAACUGCGUUUUUUUUUUUGUUUUUUUUUAUCAAGUUGGAUGGUGAAGGAAAAGUGGCCAACAAGUCUUCAGCAUACUGUACAUGGGAACUCCUUCAAUACUGUUUAAAAAGCAUCUCAGGUGGAUUCCUUAUGAAGUCGAACAGAAGUUUAUGCGACUGAUCAUAGGCAAGAUCAUACGUCAUAUUUGGAUUGCACAUCUGGAACUUGUGAGCAAGCACUGGCCAGCUUUUUACAUGUAAUGAGCACCAUGGUUGAAGAAGAACUUUGUGUUAUAUAGCAGCAUAUGCCUAUGUCUGAUUCUCCAUUACGGUUCUACAAUCACAACAGUUGACAUGAAUAAAGUAGUGUCGUGGUCGGGGGAGGAAGUUUCUCUUUGGCUUAAGGAUCAGGGGUUGCAGGAGUACUCGGAACCUUUGCAGAACUGCGAUGGACCGGCUUUGUUAAAUCUUACUACUGAUGAUUUCAAGAGACCACCACUUUCCAGGGUCACAUCGGAUGGUGGGAGGCAGCUCCUGGACAAAGUUGAGACUCUUAAAAUCGUGCAUCACAUUGACGUGCACAAGAACGGACAUGCCAAUGGGAUCUUGAAUCAUGACGGGAAUGCUGGGAGUGCUGGCAAGGCUCAUCGGAAUGGCAUGGUGAAUGGCUUCCAUAAGGAACUGGUGCAGAUUCCCAUACCAGAACCAGCUUCUCCACAGUUCCCAACAGAAUGGGGAAAGACUGCCAUGGCCUUCGUUUAUGCCUUAUGCUGCUUCAUCUUUACCACCAUCAUCAUUUCUGUUGUCCAUGAACGUGUGCCUCCUAAGGAGGCAACUCCACCACUCCCAGACAAGUUCUUUGACUUUUUUGACCGAGUGGAGUGGGCUUUCUCUAUAUGUGAGGUUAAUGGAAUGAUUCUCAUGGUCUUGUGGAUUAUACAGUGGAGUCUCUUAAAACAUAAAUCUAUUAUUAUUCGACGGUUCUUUUUCAUAGUCGGGACACUCUACCUCUACAGAUGCAUCACAAUGUACAUCACUACUCUGCCAGUGCCUGGUAUGCACUUCAAAUGCUCUCCCAAGCUGUAUGGCGACUGGGAAUCUCAGAUGCGGCGGGUGAUGAAAAUGAUCGCAGGAGGCGGUUUGACCAUCACUGGCUCUCAUAACAUGUGCGGAGACUACCUAUACAGUGGCCAUACUGUCAUGCUCACCAUCAUGUAUCUCUUCACGAAAGAGUAUUCUCCUAGAAGGUUCUGGUGGUACCAUUGGGGCUGCUGGGUUCUCUGUGCAAUAGGAGUCUUUUGCAUUCUACUUGCUCAUGACCACUACACCAUUGAUGUUGUUGUGGCCUACUUCAUUACCACACGCCUCUUUUGGUGGUAUCACACUAUGGCCAACCAACAAGCACUCAAAGUAACAUCCCAGACCAAUUAUUUCACCCACGUGUGGUGGUACAGAUUUUUCCAGUACCUGGAAAAGAAUGUUCCUGCCUUCGUACCUCGUAGCUAUCAGAAGCCCUUCUCAUGGCGAUUGCUGAAGUGGGGUCACGUGAAGUACACGCGGAUAGACUCAGACUGACCAGGAACAUGCAAUCCCUCCAAGUCCAUGUGGACGUUGGUCUCCAAAACGUGCGCCUGAAGUGCCAGAACACAAAAAUCUGAAGUUGGCCUGAAAUUGGAACUAAACCCUUUAACACUCUGCUAUGAGUCUCCGUCUAACAGACUAGUCAUCCAAAGCAUCUCAUUCCUCACUGGAUUUAUUUUUGGACCUUGGAUGUAAAGCUUAUCAUAUACAGUUUGUAUAGGGCUAAGUUUAAAGGAAUGGUUCUUACUAAACUAAUAUUGUUUUGCAGUUUACUCAUAUUGUUCCAGACCUGUAUGAAUUAUUUUCAGUACAUAUGCAUUGAGUGGGAACUGAAGCUUUCAAGUUUCAAAAAGGACACAAAGCACCAUUAAAGUAGCCUAUCUUUAGCUAUAAUAUGUAUUCAGAAUACCUGGAAUAUAGCACAAUUUUAUAAUAUGAUAUUUUAUGCUGCUUUUUUGCCAUUCUGGAGCUUGAUGGCUUAAGUCCUCAUUCAUUUUCAUUAUGUGAAAAAGAGCUGUCUGGAUAUUCUCUUAAAAAUUCACCAUUUGUGUUCCAUGGAAAAAGUAACAUGGUUUGAAACGACAUGACGAUGAGUAAAUAAUGACAGAAUUUAAACUUUUGGGUGAACUAUUCCAUUUGCUUUAGGAUAAUGGUUUACAUGAAACCAAGCCAAACACAGCUAGUGAUGAUAGGCAAGUUAUGUUGUUCUCUCUGGUUGUGCAGUUGGGCUCACAUUUGUCCAGAUCAUCAUCCUGCAUCGCACAACAGGCCCCAAAGAAGUGAAUCGCACCAACAAAUGCACAUUCAUAUUCAAGACUGCAAGAGCCAGCUAGCUAAAUGCCAAGUUAUUGACUUGACUAUGUGUAACCUAAUUAUGUUUGCCCCUGUUUACAGGCAGAAAGCCAUCUUUUCAAAAUGUUUUUUUUUUUUUUUUUU
Myxocyprinus asiaticus (Chinese sucker) is the source of this 6959-nucleotide messenger RNA. RefSeq names its product phosphatidylcholine:ceramide cholinephosphotransferase 1-like. Gene Ontology annotation, biological process: ceramide biosynthetic process; sphingomyelin biosynthetic process. The record is from RefSeq and is a predicted model, not a curated record. Gene Ontology annotation, molecular function: protein binding; ceramide cholinephosphotransferase activity; sphingomyelin synthase activity. NCBI's taxonomy places the organism in Eukaryota, Metazoa, Chordata, Actinopteri, Cypriniformes, Catostomidae. Gene Ontology annotation, cellular component: Golgi membrane; endoplasmic reticulum membrane. The transcript has 6 exons. Bases 4797 to 6017 code for a protein of 406 amino acids.